Molecule: messenger RNA, 918 nt
Organism: Paramecium tetraurelia
Lineage: Eukaryota; Ciliophora; Oligohymenophorea; Peniculida; Parameciidae
Exons: 5
Source: RefSeq, a predicted model, not a curated record
AUGGGAAAUAAAGUGCCUAAGGCUUCAAUAAUGAUUGGAGGUGCUGCAAUUACAGCAGUAGCACUAAUUCUUAAUUAGAGAAGAUAAAGAAAAAAUAGUAACAAAGGGCAGAAUCAAUUAGAACAGACUUAAACAGAAUAGUUUAACGAAGAGUAGGUUCCAUAAGAGCAGACUUCUUAAAAUGUUUAAUAAGUAAUUAAUUCAACAGAAAACUAAAAUCCUGAAGACUCAAAUAGCAUCGAUAGUAUUUCAUUCAUAAACAGAGUGAAUAAAGAAUUGAAAGCAUUUCAAGAAUAAUAAGUGCCUCUAUCUUUUGAUGUCUUAAUGAAAAUUACUGAGGCAGGGUUCAAAUUAGUGGCUAGAAAUUACAGUUAAAUGUAAAAUAAGAAUAGAAAUGAGAGAAGAUAAUUAUUGAAUAUUCCUUAAUAAUACACUUUGAAGGUUUUAGAAUUUAAUAAUGAGCUAGAAAUACUCAUUAAUUAAAAUCAAUUGGAUAUUUGCAAAAAGCUUAGAAUAUCUUCUGAAAUAUAUGAAAAUAGCUUUGUUCUAUAAUUUUAAACAUAAGCUGCAUUAGAAAGGUUUAUAGUGUUUUAAUUUUCUAUGAGAUAAUAAUUAAUAGCAUCAAUCCCAAGCUAAAAAGAAAUCAACGAAUCCUAAUUAGCCUAAGUAGCAGAUAUUCAAUUGAAAAAGCUUGAUGACAUUCAAUUUUUCAAAAAUUAUCUUUAAUAAUUACAAGGUGAGGACCAACAAUUUAGCUCAAUUAUCAUCACUGUUUUGUUAUCGGAUAUUGUAUAUUAGUAACUCGGCUUUGAGGAGGAGGAUAUUUUGAAAGCAGUUCUUGCAUAUCCGGUUUUAAAGAAUCAACUGAGUUUGAUUCAAUAAAAGGUUCAGGCUGUAAUGGAAAUGUGCUUCCAAUGA